Acipenser ruthenus (sterlet) is the source of this 4182-nucleotide messenger RNA. RefSeq names its product cis-aconitate decarboxylase-like. Bases 2478 to 3770 code for a protein of 430 amino acids. Gene Ontology annotation, molecular function: lyase activity. The record is from RefSeq and is a predicted model, not a curated record. NCBI's taxonomy places the organism in Eukaryota, Metazoa, Chordata, Actinopteri, Acipenseriformes, Acipenseridae. The transcript has 4 exons.
UUUUGUACGGUGGUAUUGGCCUUUACUGUGCAAAGAAGCCUUGCACAGUAAAAUAUGUGUUUCAGUGGUUGGCAGCCAUCUUGGCUCAAGAGUGGUCAUCCUUUGCACAGCCAUUGAAUUGGAGUGGUGUCUUUUGAGGGGAGGUUGACUGAUUGAUCGGCUAGGAAUGUAGUUCUGGAUUGGCCGAUCAGUCCGUCAAUUGGCCACCUGAGAGAGACACCACAUUAUAAAAAGAACAAAGAAAGUUUGGGAGAGAGUAAUGCCGACAGAAGACUGGAAGCAGCAGGUUGUCCUCACUGUGUAUGUUGUAGCUUGGGUGCUGUUUUUGGAUGUGUUUUGGAUCAUGUUGAAGAAGAGGUCAGUUAAAAGGACUUAACCUUCCCCUAGAGUUAGGACAGGGCAGAAUUAAGGAGAACUUCCCUCCUUAUAAGUUUAGCUUAGUUCUCCCAGAGGGAGAUAUACUUUUGAUGUGUUUGUUUGCUUAAUGUUUAAAGUUUAUUUUCUGUGGAUUAAAACUGCAUGAGAGUGCUGAAUUUCAGUCUUCUGUGUCUGGGUUUGCUAUUUGGGCCACUAACCAGCCUUGAACGCAUGCCACUUUACCACAUCCUGAUAAUACAAUUUACAGAUAAGGCACAUAUUUUUGCUGGUCCCUUUAAAUCCAUAUUAACAAAAAUUGACUGUGUUGCAAUUUUUGAAAUACACUAUGGAAAAAACUGAGCCAAAGUGAAAAUAAUCCUCACCCUAGCUACAGUUUAGUUCUCUUUUGGGUUUUCCUAUCCCUCUUAUAAAGAGGAACACAGUUUAGUGUUGCUCAUAAUGUGCAACUGCUGUGUUUUGUUAUGAGUAAAACCAAUCUUUGGACUCACUGGUUUGCAAUCAUGUUUCAUUUGUGUUACUCUCGAACCUUAAGCCAACAACCCAUUGCAAAAUAUUGCAGAACAAUCAUAGGAGCCGUUUGCAUUUGCCAGAAACCUGAAAAUCCAGGAUUUUAAAGGUAGAUUAAACCCUAAAAACCUAGGUGUACUGAAGCAAAGUUAUGUUAGAUGAGACUUUCCCUGAUGAAACAUCACUAAUUUGUGCAGUCAUUUAUGUACCUACCAACCAAUCGCCUACUAUCAGCACUAUACCAAAGGCUUUCAGAUCUACUGUUUUGCCCAACAUGACUGAAACUGACUUUCAACAGAAAGAUUUAGCUUCUGUAUUUUACAGAAAACAAUGUAUGGCUGUGAUGUAAUUUGCAAAAGUAAGACAUGUGCUACUUUUCACGAGCAAACAAUGGUAUUACAAUACUGUAAAUUACACAAUUUAUACUUUUAAAUAACCUGGAUUAGGGAAGCACAUUUAAUAUAAAGUGAUGAACAGAGCAACAUACUGUAAAUUACAAGAGGAUGGUCAGCUCAUCUAAGCUCUUGGCACAGGAGUGGAUCUAAUGGAGUCUAAUGCCACAGAGGGCACCUGUGGCAGGGCAAAAGCCCUGCUGCUGUAAAGUUGGCAGGGAUGGGGUUAAAUCUGUCCCUGCCAGCAAUCACUGGUGUGGCCAUUCCACAGUUAGGUAAUUGGUGCUAAUUGGGGAGUGGCCACAUGUAUAAAAGACACCAGAAAUUCGUUGUUUGUUGGAGGGAGUCUUAAUUAGAGUCUCUAAUUUAAGUCCCUAAUUCUGCCAGUAACAUCUUGGGCCAUGACACUAGCCUGUCACAGCACUUUAUAGAUAAAAGCUAUUCUGACCACCAUGGGCAAACAUCCGCUCAACAAAACACAAUCUUUUUUAAUUUCAGAAUUUAUAGGUUUUUUGUAUAGGUAUAGGUUUUAUAAGGUAAGGUAUUUUAUAAGGUAUAUAAAAAGCUGAGUUGCAUAUGGUUACUCGUUCCAACCCUAAUCCUUACUCUAACCAUAACCAAAACCCACACCCUCAAUUAACCUAACAAAUUAUUAAUAUCUGCAGGCAUGUAUGUUCUUAUUUUCUUGUUUACCUUGUUUAUCUAUUUCUAACUUGUGUGAGGAUGUAUGCUGCUGGUAUGCUGCUUGUAAAUGAAAUACAAAUCUCAAUAGCUUUUACACAACGUUAUCAUGGUAAAUGGCCAUGGUAAUGGCCAUGGUUUCUAGCUGUACCACAGUUCUCUGUAGUUUACCGUGCUUGCCUGUGCUUUACCAGGCUUCAGCUACUAUGCUUUUAAAACACACACACACACACACACACACACACAAAAAUAAAGAAUACAUUAAACAACAAACAGCUUCAGGUUGAAAAGUUUGUCACGGAAUGCAUUGCAUUUCUUUUAGUAUUUCUAAAUUAAAUAGCUGCGGAUACUAACUAUACGUUAUUACAUAUCAAACAAUUCCUGACAACAAAGAAGCGAUUUCCCAAUACUAAAAUGUUUCAGGAAACCCAGGGCUGAAAAAUCUUGCAGUGAUAUAAAUAAGGAAGGAAACCCAACUGACUCAGAACAAGCAAGAACCCUGUUGAAAACAACAGCAAGAUGCUCAGAAAGACUGUCACUGAAAGCUUUGGAGCAACUAUUGAAGGCUUGAAGGCUUCACACCUGACCGAAACUGUUGUUGAGAGAAGCAAGAGGAUGAUUCUGGAUACACUCGGAGUGGGACUGCUUGGCACCAACACCAGUGUAUUCAAAAAAAUCCUACAAGUUCACUCCAUGGACUUUGAUGACACGUGGUAUCCUGCCACCCACCCUUCUGGAGCUGUUUUGCCUGCAGUGCUGGCUUUAGCAGAAGUGCUACCUCAGCAAAGCAAGCCUUCUGGAAUGGAUCUGCUCCUGGCCUUCAAUGUUGGCAUUGAAGUGCAAGGACGAUUAAUGAGAUUCUCCAAAGAAGCCAGCAACAUUCCCAAAAGAUUUCACCCUCCGGCUGUGGUUGGUACCAUGGGCAGUGCUGCAGCCACAUCUAAACUUCUCCACAUGGGGUCUGCCCAGUAUAGGGAGGUCCUGGCUAUAGCUGCUUCGUAUUCUGGGGCUCCCAUGGCAAAUGCAGCAACACAGACCAAACCCCUUCAUAUUGGCAACGCUGCCAGGAGAGGACUGGAAGCAUCUUAUUUGGCUCUCUUGGGGCUUGAAGGCAAUAAGAAUAUUCUUGACAUGAAGUCUGGGUUCGGUGCUUUCUACACUGAUUACACACCUGACAUGCUCCUAGGCCUGGACUCCUAUAGGUGGGUACUGGAGGAUCAGGAUGUGGCAAUCAAGCGUUUCCCAGCUCACUUGGGAAUGCACUGGGUGGCAGACGCAGCCACAGCCCUGAGGAUGAAACUGUUGGAGGAAAAUCUUCCCGUGGUGAAAAUUAAAAAAGUGGUGCUGAAAGUGCCAGAUGCCAGGUAUGUAAAGCGGCCCUUCCCUGCCUCAGAGCACGAAGCUCGGCACUCCUUUCAGUUUAACACCUGCACAGCUCUAGUAGAUGGAAGCAUUUCAGAGGAAUCCUUCAGCGAUCUAAACCUGCACAGACAAGAGAUCCGAGAUUUGCUUGAGAAGGUUCUAAUAGAGAACCCACAUGACAACCACUCUAAUUUUGACACAAUGUACUGUGAGGUAGGUGUGGAGAUGCACACUGGAGAGACCAUCACUGAGCGCUGCAACACAUUUUACAGGCACUGGAGGGAGCCACUGAGCCAAUAUGACCUGCUGAAGAAGUUUAAAGCCAACGCAUCCACUGUUUUGUCAAUGGAAGCAGUACAGGGUAUUAUAGAUACAGUGGCUAACUUAGAGAAGGUAACAGACUGCGCAGUGUUAAGUUCAUAUCUCCAAGUGAAAGAGAAAACAAACUAAGAAAUGAAUAUAUCUCACAGAUUAACUUUAGUUUUGUACACGAUAAGGAAAAUUAGGUUUGAUGGGCUAACAAAACCGACAAGUGUAAACCAGUUUUAGCCUCCCUGUCCAGACAAGUGGAUUUCCCCAUUUGCACAAUCUGUCAUACAAAUGAUAAGGCUAAAAAUCUGCUACAGCAUAAGGAAUGUUGAAUUUUUUAAGUAAACUGACAAAUAAUAUACAGCAGGUCAAGUACCACAGUACGCUUUGACGUUUUGUUUGUAUGCAUCAAAAAGGAGAACCACUUAACCAACAAAUGUAAUCAUUUUAUCCAACAUGUUCACUUUGUGUUAACAAAAGACAAAGAAUUCACACGAUACCUUGUAUGUAAAACAAUUUGUAAUAUGAAUAAAUAUAUGUGUGUGUGUAAAAA